AGACUACAAAAGCUGCGCCGGAUAAAAUAGAAGCGCCCUGUCAGGUUUUAAAUCAUAACCCUCUGUUUUGGCUGUAAGUCGAGGUCCGUAUGGGACAGCUUCUGGUUCCGGACCCGGACAGUGGUCCGCCUAUUAGUGACUUCUGGUCUUUUCCGUUUAUAUACUACAUACAGCUUUGGGUGGUUUGGGUGGCAGUGUGCGGUUUGAAACGGAGCCAUUUCUGAAUACAAAGUGGGAUUUUACAACUAACCCUCACUUUUGGUUUCGUUUUAGAGCAGAAAUAACCUACAGUACACUGUUUACCUCCUGAACUACAGCCCUGCCACUACACCAAACUUUUAACCAACUGAGCCAUGGAUUUCAAAGAUGAUUUAGAAUUCCUUCUACAAGGUGUGACAGAGUUUGACAUCCGAAGCGGGGAUGUAUCAUCAGAAGUACUUGUGCAUGGAUCUUCAGCAUUUCCUGUUGGAUUCACCCCAGAUGCAAAGGCGUUUUUUGCAGGCGCCCGUUACGGACAGGGCCGAGUAAUAGCAGUCGGCCAUGAAAGAUACUUAGAUAAAGAUGUACUAUCCACCUUUUUGAUCAACGCUCUAUUUUGGCUUGAUCAAGGACGUAACGGUGUGAUUGGUGUCUCACCUAAACAUCAAGGUGCCUACCAGCUAAUGAGUAGGUCUGUACUGCAGUGCCAGGUAACUAACCUAAAGGAAGGCUUGAGCGUCUUUGUGUGUAUAUCUCAUAAUAAUACACAAAGCAAAGAAAUCCAAGAAUUCGUUGCCGGUGGUGGUGGCCUCUUCAUUGGUGGACACGCUUGGUGGUGGGCCCAAUGCAACCCUAAGAGAAAUUUGGUAACAGAUUGCCCUGGAAAUCAAAUCCUCUAUAAAAUGGGAUUGUGCCUGUCGAAUAAAACUGUAAAAGCUGGGUUGUACCCGGCCACACAGGUGAAACAACACCCUCACAUACAGGAAUUCCGGGAUUUCAAAGAUGAUUUAGAAUUCCUUCUACAAGGUGUGUCAGAGUUUGACAUCCAAGGCAAGGAGGUACCAUCAGAAAUAUUUGUGCAUGGAUCUUCAGCAUUUCCUGUUGGAUUCACCCCAGAUAAAAAGGCGUUUAUUGCAGGCGCCCGUUACGGACAGGGCCGAGUAAUAGCUGCCGGCCAUGAAAGAUACUUAGAUCGAAAUUCACUAUCCACCUUUUUGAACAAUGCUCUUCUCUGGCUUGAUCAAGGACGUAAAGGUGUGGUCGGUGUCUCACCUAAACAUAAAGGUGCCUACCACCUAAUGAGUGGGUCUGGACUGCAGUGCCAGUUAACUAACCUAAAGGAAGGCUUGAGUGUCUUUGUGUGUGAAUCUCAUGAUAAUACACAAAGCAAACAAAUCCAAGAAUUCGUUGCCGGUGGUGGUGGCCUCCUCAUUGGUGGACACGCUUGGUGGUGGGCCCAUUGCAACCCUAAGAGUAAUUUGGUAACAGAUUGUCCUGGAAAUCAAAUCCUCUAUAAAAUGGGAUUGUGCCUGUUGGAUAAAACUGUAGAAGCUGGGUUGUACCCGGCCGCACAGGUGAAACAACAUGGCACCUCACAGAUUUAUGUUUUCCUGAACAUGUAUUUCAAAGAUGAUUUAGAAUUCCUUCUACAAGGUGUGACAGAGUUUGACAUCCAAGGCCAGUCUGUACCAUCAGAAAUAUUUGUUCAUGGAUCUUCAGCAUUUCCUGUUGGAUUCACCCCAGAUGCAAAGCCGUUUAUUGCAGGGGCCCGUUACGGAGAGGGCCGAGUAAUAGCAGUCAGCCAUGAGGGAUACUUAAGUCGAAAUUCACUAUCCACCUUUUUGAUCAACGCUCUUCUUUGGCUUGAUCAAGGACGUAAAGGUGUGAUCGGUGUGUCACCUAAACUUAAAUGUGCCUACCACAUAAUGAGUAGGUCAGGACUGCAGUGCCAGUUAACUAACUUAAAGAAAGGCUUGAGCGUCUUUGUGUGUAUAUCUCAUGAUAAUACACAAAGCAAACAAAUCCAAGAAUUCGUUGCCGGUGGUGGUGGCCUCCUCAUUGGUGGACACGCUUGGUGGUGGGCCCAAUGCAACCCUCAGAGAAAUUUGGUAACAGAUUGCCCUGGAAAUCAAAUCCUCUAUAAAAUGGGAUUGUGCCUGUUGGAUAAAACUGUAGAAGCUGGGUUGUACCCGGCUGCACAGGUGAAACAACAUGGCACCUCACAGAUUUAUGUUUUUCCGAACAUGCUGCAUCGUUUUGUCCAACAUGUGUUCCAUGGACAACAACUGACAGACCAAGAACAGCAAUUUCUGAGUAAGCUGUGCAGUGACUGUGUCUCCAGCCUCCGCAUGCAGGGACAAGACUGUAGUUGUUAUAACCUUCUUAUGAAACUUGUAAAGAAAACAGGGCUUCCAAAAUUUCCACUGACUAAUUCCAGCGAACAUGAAAGGGAUCUCCUGCUGCUGCAGGUGGGCACUGAGCUUUCCAGGGUUUGCAAAGAACCUGAAACACUUCUGUCGGACUUCAUCGUGGACAGCCCCGACCUGCCAUCUGUGACCGAUGCAAGAGUCUGCAUCAGUGCAUGUACAAAAGAUCAUACAGAGUGGAUAAGCACAGGCUUGUAUUUGUCUCCUGGAAUGAUAAGUUACAUUACAGUUCCCCAGACAAUCGUGGGGAAAGGCUGGCAGGUGCAGAUUGGCUGUCAAACGGAUGACUUAAGCCAUCUUACGGAUCUAAAACGUGCUCCUGUGGUGCAUGUGCGAUUUCCUGUGGAUAAAGAAAAACUGAAGAUCUGGAACCUAUGGGGAGGCCUCAUAUACCUCAUCGCACCUCCUAAUACUACAGUUAAUGACGAGAAGGUUGUCAUACGGACAGCUGUGAAAGUGCCAUACUAUAAGUCUGGAAAUACCAGUGUACGUGAGUGGAAUGAUGAGAUCCGUAAAGCACCAGCCCCUUGGGCAGAGCUGGAGUUUGAGAAUCUCAUCAUCACCCUGCCUUCGAAUGUAAUACGUGAACUGCACCAGCCGGACAGUGUGGCCACGCGUUGGGAUGCCAUUAUGAGAGCCGUAGCUGAUUUGGCUGCAAAACCUGCGAAGUUUCCACGCAAAGAGCGCUUCGUUGCUGAUGUUCAGAUCUCAUGUGGCGACAUGCAUUCUGGUUACCCCAUCAUGAUGCAUUCCUGCUCAGCUCCAGACUUGGUGAAUCCAUACGUUGUUGGGAAAAGUGAUUUCUGGGGACCUGUACAUGAACUUGGCCAUAAUCAGCAGUGCUCGGUUUGGGAGUUUCCACCUCACACCACUGAGUGUACCACUAAUUUGUGGUCCCUGUAUGUGCAUGAGGUAGUGCUGGGGGUGAACAAGGAAAAUGCUCAUAGUGAAAUGACGAAGGACAAACGACAAAGACGAAUCAACCAAUACAUUAUGGAGGGCAGACAACUAAAAAACUGGACUGUCUGGACAGCAUUGGAAACCUACACUCAGCUACAGGAAGAGUUUGGGUGGGAAGCCUUCAAGAAAGUCUUUGCAGCCUACCAUAACUACACAGAUGUUCCAGAAGACAAGGAAGGCAAGAUGAACCUGUAUGCUAAAACAUUUUCCACAGUGGUAAACAAAAACCUGGUUCCAUUCUUCAAAGCGUGGGGUUGGCCCAUUCAGCCCAGUACAGAAAAAGAGCUCUCUGGUUUUCCUGAGUGGAGUGAUCAUCCAAUGGUCUUUAAAGGUGACACAUGUUCCUUAUCAUAG
Trichomycterus rosablanca is the source of this 3719-nucleotide messenger RNA. RefSeq names its product TRPM8 channel-associated factor homolog. The coding region runs from base 354 to 3719 and encodes 1121 amino acids. Gene Ontology annotation, molecular function: transmembrane transporter binding. The transcript has 8 exons. Gene Ontology annotation, biological process: positive regulation of protein targeting to membrane. The record is from RefSeq and is a predicted model, not a curated record. Gene Ontology annotation, cellular component: plasma membrane. Lineage: Eukaryota; Metazoa; Chordata; Actinopteri; Siluriformes; Trichomycteridae.